Messenger RNA from Ciona intestinalis (vase tunicate), 2601 nucleotides. NCBI's taxonomy places the organism in Eukaryota, Metazoa, Chordata, Ascidiacea, Phlebobranchia, Cionidae. The record is from RefSeq and is a predicted model, not a curated record.
UUUAUUAAAUCAACAUCAGUUUGGCUAUAUGCCUCUUUUAUGCAUGCAGCUAUUUUUUUUACAUUACAGGUACUCUUAGAAGCAGAUACAUUAAUAACAGGGGUUUAAAGUAAAGCAACCAACCAACAUGGCAAUUGCUGUGGCACAGUCGCACCACUUGUUUGGUCUCAGACCUCACAUUAGUGGAAACAUUGGAUACUUGGAAGAACAAACCAUAGUUUUCCCAUCUGGGAACCAAGUGGUUCGUUUCAAUAUUGACCAGAAGCAACAAAGGUUUAUUCCUGGUUCAGAUAAGUCACAAGGAAUGACAGCAAUCGCAUUGAGUCCCAAUAGAAGAUACGUUGCUGUGGCUGAAAAAGGUGACAAGCCAACGGUUACCAUCUAUGACAUGCUACAUGACCAGUCUAAAAAACGAAAGACACUCAGUGCACCAGAUCUUCAAACGAAUGAGUUUGUUAGUUUAGCUUUCUCGCCCGACUCUAAAUAUCUGAUCGCACAAGGAAGUCGUCCUGAAUGGAUGUUGGUAUAUUGGGCUUGGGAGAAGUCGAAGAUUAUGGCAACUAUGAAGACAACUAACCAGUCAGGCCAACCAGUGUACCAGGUUAGUUUCAAUCCCCAAGACAAUACCCAGAUCUGCGUCAUUGGGAAUCACAUCUUUAAACUUUUUCGAUACGCUGAAGGAAAUCUGAAACAAUUCGGGUUCCAGAAAAUGGAUUUGCAAAACUAUCUUUCUCAUGCAUGGGUUUCGGAUGAGCGCGUAGUGGUUGGCACGGAUACGGGGCGAUUGUUGUUGUUUGAAAACGGGGAGCUUAAGUCAGAGUUCCACGCAGCUCUACCUGCUGGUUCUAUUGCUGAUACCAACAGUGUGAGAGCAAGUGUGAGCAUGAUCCCGGAGGACACGAUGAGCUCUUCAGGUAGUGGCCUUGGUGCGUGUCAGAUCACAUCAGUGGUCGCACAUUCGAAGGGGUUCGCAUGCGCUGGUGGGGCAGGGACGGUUCAUCUGUUCGAGAAAACUGAUGAAAAAGAUUUCUAUAGAAAGACAAGGAUUGUGAAGAUUCCCCCUGACCCCCACAGUACCGACCCCACCCAAGCAGAAAACCAAUCCAUUCUCUCAUUAACUGUGAGUCCAAGUGAAGAAACAUUGGUGGCGGCAACCGACCACAGUCAACUAUACUGUAUUGCACUUUCAUCUGCUGAUAUUGGAGAGCAAGCGUCGUUUGAGCAACUCACUCAUUCAUUCCACAGUCGAGGCAUCACUGGUUUAGAUGUUUGUAUCAGGAAACCUCUCAUUGCUACUUGCUCUGUGGAUCAAUCUGUGAGGAUAUGGAACUAUGAGACAAACACCUUGGAGUUGUACAAAGUGUUCCAAGAAGAAGCUUACAGCAUCGCUCUUCAUCCGUCUGGACUUUACAUCUUGGUUGGCUUCAGCGACAAGCUUCGUUUGAUGAAUAUCCUUAUUGAUGAUAUUCGCAUCUUUAAAGAGCUCACCAUUAGGGGGUGUAAAGAGUGUUCCUUCAGUAAUGGUGGCCACUUAUUUGCUGCUGUACACGGCAACGUGAUACAAAUAUAUUCUUCAACUACAUUUGAGAACGUCUCCAACUUGAAAGGACAUAAUGGAAAGGUGCGAGCCAUAGCAUGGAGCGCUGAUGAUAGUAAGCUCAUCUCCUCUGGUAUGGAUGGUGCUGUUUAUGAAUGGUCAGCAGCUGCAGCUAAACGAGUGAAUGAAGUCGUUCUAAAAUCUUGCGCUUAUUCUGGUGUUACAGUGUCACCUAGUGGCAAACAUACCUACGCUGUUGGCUCCGAUAAAUCAAUCAAAGAAAUCACCGAAUCUCAGAUUCUUCGAACCGUGGAUUCUGGUGGUGCAACUUUGACCCAGAUUGUGAUGUCACACAGCGGUCGUAUGUUGUUCUGUGGCACCUCAGGUGGUGCGUUACGCUCGAUUAAAUUCCCGCUCACCGAUUCAGGGGAGUGGGCUGAACAUCAAGCGCACGCAUCGCAGAUCACUAAGAUGAAAAUCACAUACGAUGAUCAAUUCCUCAUCACUGUAUCGGAGGAUGCUUGUCUCAUGAUCUGGAGAGUCUCGGAUAAAGAAGGACGAGGAGUCAAACACGAUCGGGAAGUCCCGUACGCUGAGGAGAUUCUAAUCACUAAGUCAGACCUGGAAGAAAAGAACCAAAGCAUGUCUGAGCUAAAAACAAGAGUAGAAGAACUAAAGAUGGAAAAUGAAUAUCAACUCAGGCUUAAAGAUAUGAAUUAUAAUGAGAAGAUAAAAGAACUGACCGAAAAAUUUAUUCAGGAAAUGGAAAGUUUAAAAACAAAGAACCAAGUUUUGAAAACAGAGAAAGAAAAAGAGGUUGCAAAACAUGAAGAGGAAUUGGCUGAGGUUGUGGACAAGCAUUCCAAGGACAUGCAGGACCUAGAAUCCACCAACAACCAGAAGUUGAUGUUGGAAUAUGAGAAGUACCAGGAGCUCCAAGCAAAGUCCCAGCGGAUGCAGGAAGAUUAUGAGAGGCAACUUCAGGAUGCUGAUGAAGGGAAGGAGCAAUCCUUGGAGGAGCUCACUGAGUAUUAUGAAACUAAACUACAAGAGAGAGGGUCACA